AUGUAUACAGCUACAAAAGUUGAACGAGCUCUUCUCAGUGUGUCAGACAAAUCUGGCAUAGUUGAAUUUGCUAAGAGUCUCGGUGAACUUGGCUUAGAACUUGUUGGAUCCGGUGGGACAGCCCAGUCAAUUCGAAAUGCUGGGUUAGCAAUUGAGGAAGUGUCUAACAUCACUCGUUGUCCUGAGAUGCUGGGUGGUCGAGUUAAAACUCUUCAUCCAGCUAUUCAUGGUGGAAUACUUGCUAAACCUACUGAUUCUGAUGUAAAGGAAGUGGAGGAUCUUGAUUAUCGACUAAUUAGAGUGGUGGUCUGUAACCUUUAUCCAUUUGUGAAAACAGUGGCUGCUCCUGAUGUCACCCCAGAAGAAGCUGUGGAAAAAAUUGAUAUAGGUGGUGUAACACUUCUUCGUGCUGCAGCAAAGAAUUUUGCACGUGUUACUGUUGUCUGCGACCCUGAUGAUUACAGCAGAGUUAUUGAGGAAAUGAGAAAUUCUCCAACAAAGAAUACAACUGAAGAAACAAGAAAGCGUUUGGCUGUCAAAGCUUUCAACCAUACAGCUGAAUAUGAUGCAGCCAUAUCUGAUUAUUUCCGCAAAACUUUCAGUCAGAAUGUGUCUCAAUUGCCCUUGCGUUAUGGUAUGAAUCCUCAUCAAAAACCAGCCCAGCUCUACACCACCCAACCCAAUUUACCCUUAAAAGUUAUGAAUGGUUCUCCUGGUUUUAUCAACUUGUGUGAUGCUCUGAACGGUUGGCAAUUGGUACGAGAACUAAAAAAUGCCCUUGGUCUGCCAGCUGCUACUUCAUUCAAACAUGUCAGCCCUGCUGGAGCUGCUGUUGGUGUUCCUCUGAGUACAGAACAAGCCCAACUUUGUAUGGUGAGUGACAUAAAGGACCUUACCCCACUGGCCACUGCUUAUGCACGGGCUCGAGGGGCUGAUCGGAUGUCAUCAUUUGGCGAUUUCAUUUCACUGUCAGAUGUGUGCGAUGUACCCACAGCAAAAAUAAUCUCACGUGAGGUUUCUGAUGGUAUCAUUGCUCCUGGUUACCAGACAGAAGCCCUGGAGAUUCUCAAGAAGAAGAAGAAUGGUAACUACUGUGUCCUGGAAAUUGAUCCUGAGUAUGAUGCUCCUGAAAUAGAGACAAGAACUUUGUUUGGUUUGCAACUUCAACAAAAGCGUAACAAUGGCCCCAUUAGCAAGAGUCUUUUUGAUAAUAUUACAUCUGAAAGGAAAGAGCUUCCUGAAUAUGCCAUUCGUGAUUUGAUCGUAGCAAGUAUUGCCCUGAAAUAUACACAAUCCAAUUCUGUCUGUUAUGCACGAGAUGGUCAAGUCAUUGGAAUUGGUGCUGGACAGCAAUCUCGUAUUCAUUGUACUCGAUUAGCAGGUGACAAAGCUAACAACUGGUGGCUUCGUCAGCACCAAAAGGUUUUAGGGAUGAAAUUCAAAAAAGGUGUGAAACGAGCUGAAAUCUCCAACGCAAUUGAUAUCUACGUACUUGGAACUGUAGGACAGGAUAUGAAAACUUCAGCUUGGGAAGACAUGAUGGAAAAUCCACCAAGUCCAUUUACUGAAGAUGAAAGGAAAGAGUGGAUACAGAAAUUAACUGGGGUCUCUUUGAGUUCUGAUGCUUUCUUUCCAUUCCGUGACAAUAUUGACCGUGCCUACCAGAGUGGGGUUGAAUUCAUUGCGUCUCCUGCUGGAUCAGCCAAUGAUCAAGCUGUGAUUGAUGCCUGUAAUGACCAUAACAUUGUUCUAGCUCAUACCAAUAUGAGGCUUUUUCAUCAUUAA
Molecule: messenger RNA, 1785 nt
Organism: Acanthosepion pharaonis
Lineage: Eukaryota; Metazoa; Mollusca; Cephalopoda; Sepiida; Sepiidae
Source: the annotation of a GenBank genome assembly